GCCGCUUUUGUCCUUCUACAGUGUGCACCUCCCAGUUGAUCUGGGCUGGUCGGUUUCACAGUUUAAUUCUUUCCAACUUUUCCAAUGGCUUCUCGUUCUCGCGCAGGAUUGCCUGCUGGUCCCGGUCCUCGCUCUCGCUCCGUUGCUAGGACCAGAGACAAUGAUAGCGCACGCCGCUACGACGAAGACAAUCGCUCAACCCGCUCUCGAAACGAUCAUCGCACGGAUUACGACUCUCGUUCCCAGCACGAUUCACACGAGCGCGAAGCUCGCACACCCCGCCCGUCAGCCCGACAAAUACGACCUCAGAAAUCCAUGAGCUCAGUCAACCAAGGGCGGUCUGGGUCUCAGCCGCCUCCAGCCUCCAUGCGCACCCGUCACACAGAGCGACCCUCCGAACGCGAGAGACCGGACUUUGGCGCGCACCGCGGUAGCGACACGUCCACUUCCUCCGCGGCCUCUUCGUUCUUAGAUCGGAUGCGCGGUUAUGCAUCUUCGAGGACCAGCCUCGAAGAGGACGAGUCUGAGAAGCCAACGACAUCCACGAGAGGUCAACCUGCGCGUGGCGCUUCUCCUGCGCCGGAAGAACCUGACACCAAUGGUGAUGGGUAUUCGCUUUGGAAUCGGGUUGCUUCGGCGGCUGGCUCCCUUACGGUGAAUGUCAGCAAGGCAUGGGCCACCAAUGUCAUGACGAUCUCUGGUGAAGAGACUCCACCCGGGCAGGAGUCACGGCUGACCCGCGCUAUGAAGUCAUAUCACAUUGAAAAAGCGCGCGAUCCGACCGAGCUUCCAGGAUGGUUGUUCAGCGAGCAGGAACGCCGGAAUCCUGAAGCCGAGCAACGCCGUCAGACAAGCGACCGUUCACAUCUGAGCAAUUCAGAUUCGAGGCAACAGCCUUCUGCAAAGGUUGAUCCCCCUUCUCGUGGAUUCAGAGACAUCUAUGAUGCGGCGGCAGCAUCAAGCUCUUCUCCGCGUAGCCAUGCUGAUGAGACGUCGACACAGCCUUCGAAGGCGACAGAUCGACUGAAGGCACUGCGCGAUGCGAAACGUAACGGCGGACGUAGCACAGCCAGAGAGCCGCCAGUCAGCGAGGCGAAGCCCGUCGAAAGGACGUCCGACAUUUCCCAGGGACGCCGGCGGGUUGGACUGCCAUCGGGACCUGUUUCACGGCGGCUGUGAUUUGUCUAUCUACUUUUAGCUUGCGUUUGGCCAAUGAGAAGGCGUGUACAGAAUGUGUGGUAUCUAACAAUCUGAUGGAAUAGGGAGGGUCUAGACCGCCCUCCUACAACGCGUCGAGCAAUAUGAGUGGCCCGCAGCCUCACGCCCUGUUGGCAACUCACCAAUCGAGUCCGAUCUUUGACCCUCCUCGAUUGUUUCAGCCGGCACGGUGACCGGCAGAUACUUACUUGCAGUCAGCCUAUGCGGCCCGUUAACUUGGUUCACACAUUGAUGGAGAUCGGGUUGUCAUGACCGCCGGAUAUAAGAACGGUCGCACUUCAUUGGUAGCCCAGUUCCCUCCCCCCUUCUUCUUUUCAUCUCUUUUUUUCGGUCUCCCAGUCGAGACUCGCCUCACUUUCGUUCAUUCGAGAUCGCGCCUCUUUGACAGACGCAUCCAAUCGCGCAGCUCCUCGGGAAGGCCUAUUAGUCGCUUGUUUUCACAGUCUUCACACGCACUCCUCUACGGUUUUCACUUCAAGUUAAUCUUCCACGAUGGUCCUUAUCACUCCUCUUGUCGGCGCCGCCGUCUUUCUCUCCGGCUUCGCUGCCGCUCUGCCGACCAGCUACGGCUCCAACUACGGUAGCUCUUCCGACUCCAGCAGCUACGGUGGAUCCAGCAACUCGAACUCCAACUACGGCAGCUCGAACUCGAACAGCUACAGCGGCGGAUCCAGCUCCAACUACGGAGGAUCCAGCUCUGGCUCCAACUACGGGGGCUCUAGCAACUCCAACUACGGCGGAAGUUCCAACUCGAACAGCUACGGUGGAGGAUCCAACAGCGGCUCCAACUACGGCUCGUCGAACCAAGGCACGACCUCCGUUGACAGCACCUCCACCAUGAUGAUGGAUUCUACGUCGACCGCCAUGAUGAUGCAGACCACGUCGACCAUGAUGAUGGACAGCUCCUCGACCACGAUGAUGAUGGACACCAGCUCGACGAUGAUGAUGGACAGCUCCUCCACUAGCAUGAUGAUGGACACCACCUCCGUCGAUGCUACUUCCACCACGGCUGCUGCGAUGACCUCCGCGACCUACGGCAGCGGAAGCUCGUACUGGGGAGGCAGCGGAUACCAGGACUGUGUCAACCAGUGUGUCGCCCAAUUCGGAGGCAUGAGCGCUGGUGGCUCUUACCAGGCGACCGCGACCGCCGGCACUGGUGGCAGCACUGGAGGUGGAAACGGCGCUACCCACACUGUCAUCGUCGCUCCGACGAAGGGUGUUCUGCGAUUCGUUCCCUUCGCGACCAACGCCAACCCCGGAGACACGAUCGAGUUCCGCUGGGGUGCUAGCAACCACACCGUCACCAAGAGCUCUGCGCUGCUCCCUUGCAACAAGAGCUCCGCUGCGCCUGUCUUCGCGUCCGGCGAGCAGAACCAGGGCUUCGUUUUCACCCAGGUCGUGAAUGACACCAACCCGACCUUCUUCUACUGUGGAACUCCCGGUCACUGCCAGGCUGGUAUGUACGGUAUCAUCAACCCCGCGAUGGCUACCAACGGCACCAACUCGACCGUCUCGGCGAUGAUGUCUUCCAUGGCUGUGAACAGCUCGAGCCUGUCCGCUUACUCCGCCUACGCUGUCAACGCUACUUCGAACAACGCGGCGGCUGCCUCGUGGGGAGCUAACUACGACAUGGCCGCUAUCCCCGGCUGGGCGCAGGAGUCCUUCCUCGCUAACGUCAUGUUCACCCGUGCUUUCAUUGGCAUGAACCCGGAGACCAGCAGCACCAACGGUACCCUUGACCUCAGCAGCGCCGCCACCAACCCGAUGCACAUCCCCGUUGAUGUCGGCAAGCUUCUCGAUGCCAGCGCCGCCAGCUCGAGCUCCGCGGCGGCGGCGGCUGCUGCCCCCACUGCCCCUGCCCAGGCCGCUGGCACUACCCCCGCUGCCGGUGCCGCAGUUGCUUCCCCAUCUCCGUCCAAGAGCGGCGCCUCCGCACUUGCUUCGCCCCGCUUCUUGGUCGCUGCAGUUGUUGUUGCUGCGACUUUCUUCGCUCUCUAAAUGACGGACCUUUUGUAACGGACAACGUAGUAUUUGGACACUUGCAGAUUAACUCAUUUGAUACCGUUUGACUGUUGAUACACUCUACUAUUCUGUGAUUACGAUCUCUUACCUUAUUGCUUCGCACACUGGAGACUAGUCGCAACUAGCCCGGUGCUGUUAGGUAGUCGAAAGUGAACGCAUUUCUUUUGACUCUAGCCAAAGAUAGCAUCUAUUUCAUCCUGUGCUCUAAGAAUAGGCUUCUUCGGUAUCCUCCUUU
This is a messenger RNA of Mycena citricolor, 3475 nucleotides long. The record is from the annotation of a GenBank genome assembly. NCBI's taxonomy places the organism in Eukaryota, Fungi, Basidiomycota, Agaricomycetes, Agaricales, Mycenaceae.